Molecule: messenger RNA, 1244 nt
Organism: Brassicogethes aeneus
Lineage: Eukaryota; Metazoa; Arthropoda; Insecta; Coleoptera; Nitidulidae
Source: the annotation of a GenBank genome assembly
GUGGUACCUCUUCCAUCUAGCGCUAUAGAACCUGCGUAGUACGCCACUGUUUUUGGUAAACAACAACCGGCAUAUUAUGCGCCCCCACUACAAGCAGACGAAGAAUUCAGAUUGUGUAUCUAUAGACGGAAUUGACCUGGCAUAAGAAAAACAUAUACGAACGUUCAACGACCAUAUUACAGUGAAACUUAGUGAAGUCAAGUUGUGUUUUGCAUUUAUUGCUAGUAGUAAUUAAAAAUGGUGUUUUCAAUUUUGAGGAGCGGAGUUUUGACUCCGAGAAACGUGAAUGUUUUGAAGACAGCUUUAAACGGUGCCAAAGUUGAACCUGUUAAAAGUUUGACAAAUGUGUGCAAGUGCCUUACAGUCGCUCCCACGACAAAUUUCAUACUCACAAGGAAUUACAGCAAGAGAUACCAACAUAAAACCGGAAGAAAAUACGAUUCAGAUUCGGCAUCUGACAGCGAUAUUGAAAACAAAGGACCCAGGGGCGAAUCCGAAUUUUGGAGAAGAAAGAUGCGCACGUUCCACGGCAUUUUGGACGUAAACAAAGACGGCGUCAUUUCCUUCGACGAUUUCGUCCUUCUCGCCGACAGAUUCGUCGACUUGGGUCACCUAAGCGAAAAACACACCAAGGAAUUCAAAAAGGUCAUCAAGGAACUGUGGGAGUCUAGAUGGGGCGAAAUCUACCCCUACAAUCUAGUGACAGUGGAGCAAUACAUCACAGACAUGCACCACAUCUUAAACGAUAAAGUUUUGGUGAAGAAAGUGCAUGGUUUCUUACCCUACUUGUUUAAGGCUUUAGAUAAAGACGCUUCAGGUGUGAUCUCAGUAGAGGAGUACAAAUUGUUCUUUAAUUGCUUGGGAUUGAAGGAGUUGGACGCUGAAUUAGCCUUUAGGACCAUAGAUUCCAAUGGAGACGGAAAAAUAACAAUCAAAGAGUUUAUCAAGCACGGGAAGGACUUCUUUUUGACUGAAGACGAAGAAAGGAUCAGCAAAUAUUUCUGGGGACCUCUGAUUGAACAUUAACGAUGUUUCGUAUUAUUUGAUUGAUUUUAUAAUUAAAAAAAAUAAUUUGAGUUUUGUUUAUGGAUUUAGGUUAAGGUGUUAAUUUUUAAGCGAGAAUAUUGUUAUACAAUAUUUUUUUUAUAAAAAUUCCUUCAAAUAUUCAUACCUAUUGUGAUAAACUUUUUAUACUUCUUGCUCUUGGUAUACUUUUUUUCAAAUAAAGAAUUUAUUAAAACUAA